GAGUGACGGCUCCCUGAGGCCAAGAACCUAUUAAGCCCACUUUUAUUCCAUUCGACUGCAACAAGCAGACGCCGACCCUGCUAGAAACGAUCUGAUAAAAGGAACGUUCUCCAACACCCUGGCCAAUCCUCCCUCCUCACUCCUUCUUUUCGGUUUCGUGGCUUACAAUUUACUCAACCAACGCCUGCUUUCUGAUCCACGCGUCUGAUUCUCGCGUCUUUCCCGCAGAUCUCGAACUAGACUCCCCACACAAAGAAUGAAGAGAAGCGAUUUCCUUUCUUGGCUGCGGCGCGCAGAGGCGCCCGUAGCACAACAGGAAGUUUCUCCUCAGAAAGUCGCUACCGAUAGAGAAGCAAGCAUGGCCAACGACGUUCCCCCCCUUGCACACAAUGUCGACCGUGACUCGGACGAGAUUUCGCUGGGUGCCCAAGCCGGCGUCCAGGGCGUCGAGGCGCUUGCCAAGGUUUGGACAAAAUCCCACCUCAUCCUCGCAUACGUCUGCAUCUGGUGCAUUGCCUUCGUAGACGCCAUGCAGCAGGGCAUGUCGACGACCCUGACGCCGUACGUGACGAGCUCGUUUAGCAGCCACUCUCUGACGGCCGCCACAUCCAUCUUCUCCAGUCUAAUCGGCGGUCUCUUCAAACUGCCACUCGCCAAGAUCCUGGACGUCUGGGGUCGCCCCCAAGGCUUUGUCACCAUGAUGGUUUGCCUGACAAUCGGCCUGAUCAUGAUGGCCGGCUGCAAUUCUGUCGAGACGUAUGCGGCCGGCCAGGUGUUCUACUGGGUUGGAUACAACGGCAUCACUUACACGAUUUCCAUCUUCAUCGCCGACACCUCGGCACUCAAGAACCGAGCCUUGAUGUUCGCCUUUGUAUCUUCGCCCUACAUCAUAACCGUGUGGAUCGGCGGACCGUUAGCGGAUGCUUUUUACAACGGGCCUGGCUUCCGUUGGGGCUUCGGUGCCUUCGCCAUCAUCACGCCCGCGAUAUGCUCACCACUUCUCGCCUUGUUCUACAUCAACUACCGAAAGGCCAGAAAGAUGGGCCUCAUCCCGGACCGGAAGAGCGACCGUACGUUAUUGCAGUCGCUCAGGCACUAUGCCAUUGAGUUCGACCUGGUUGGCCUCAUCCUGAUCACGGCCGGCAUGGCCCUGCUUCUGCUGCCGUUCAACCUCUAUACCCGACAGGCUGAAGAAUGGAGGUCGCCCAUGCUGAUCGCCUUCUUCAUCGUUGGCGGCCUGAUGCUGAUCGCCUUCGCCUUGUACGAGAAAUUUCUCGCUCCCAAGACAUUUAUCCCUUACGAGCUGCUCAUGGACCGCACCGUUCUGGGCGCCUGCACCCUUGCCGGAGUGCUGUUUGUGUCGUUCUACAUCUGGGACAGCUACUUUUCGUCAUUCCUCCAGGUGGUAAACGGCCUCGACAUGACAAAGUCGUCCUACAUCCUCAACGUUUACAGUAUCGGAAGCUGCUUCUGGUCCCUGGUGGCUGGCGUUUUGGUUCGCGUCACCGGCCGUUUCAAAUGGUUGGCCGUCUACUUCGGCUUGCCCGUUACGAUCCUCGGGGUCGGUUUGAUGGCCUACUUUCGCCAACCGGAUGUCAACAUUGGCUACAUUGUCAUGUGUCAGAUCUUCAUCGCCGUGGCGGGAGGGACACUCGUCAUCUGCGAGCAGAUGGCCGUCAUGGCAGCCACCACGCACCAGUACAUUACCGUCGUGCUCGCCGUCGAGGCCAUGUUCGCGAGCGUCGGCGGCGCCAUCGGCUCGACUGUUGCGGGAGCUAUUUGGAACGGCGUCUUUCCAAAGAAGUUGGCCCAGCACCUUCCGCCCGAGUCACAGGGCAGCUUGACAACCAUUGUCGGCUCACUCGAGAAGCAACUGUCGUACCCCAUGGGUUCGCCCACGCGGACGGCGAUUCAACACGCGUACGGCGACGCGCAGCGCAUCAUGAUCAUUGCAUCGACGGUCAUUCAGGUUAUCUCGGUUGCGUCGGUGGUUGUUUGGAAGGACUUCAGGGUAAAGGACUUCAAACAGGUCAAGGGCUUGGUCAUCUGAGUUGGUGCCACGCAAGGAGAUUUUUUCGUUUGGAUACCCCUCUUGUCUGUUUGCAUAUUAGUUGCCUUGGGUGUUCAGGUAAUUAUGCACAAAGUACGUAUGUAUCUGCUGUUCAUGUGGCUUCCUGAAUUUGGUAAGCGCCAACUGUUCUCAUCUCAUUCGCCUUUCGUUAAUAAGGUA
Molecule: messenger RNA, 2230 nt
Organism: Thermothelomyces thermophilus ATCC 42464
Lineage: Eukaryota; Fungi; Ascomycota; Sordariomycetes; Sordariales; Chaetomiaceae
Exons: 2
Coding region: 359-2050 (563 amino acids)
Biological process (GO): transmembrane transport
Molecular function (GO): transmembrane transporter activity
Source: RefSeq, a predicted model, not a curated record